Topomyia yanbarensis is the source of this 4728-nucleotide messenger RNA. RefSeq lists its product as uncharacterized. The transcript is spliced from 8 exons. Bases 1254 to 4004 code for a protein of 916 amino acids. The record is from RefSeq and is a predicted model, not a curated record. Lineage: Eukaryota; Metazoa; Arthropoda; Insecta; Diptera; Culicidae.
CUAGCCUGACUACUCUGUUGUAGCUCAUGUAAUACAGUGCAACUCGAGGUGCAGCACAGUGAGAACGCUCGAUGCCGUGGCUCCUCUGUGCUUGACAGUGCUGUGUGCAAUUUUUGCUGUUUUGAGCUUUCAACCAGGGGGCUCCACUUUUGAUCCCGCCAUGUGGCUCUGGAUGGGUGACAAUGUGAAGAAGAGCCUUUGGCCAAUUGUGUUAGUGAUUCACGUGUAUAUGUGGUGUGUGUAAUGAAGUCGAAUAUGGGUUAACUUUGCAUAGCCAUCCGCGGACAGCGACAGGCAGUUAGUGAGUGAAAAUAUAGCUAUUCACAUCGUUGCCCUGUGGCUAACUAGAUAGGACAGUCACAAGAACCGAGCGAAACAUUCUAGGUCGCGUUAAACUGUCCGAUCGUCCGGCAGUAGGAGUGACAGCUUUGAAUUGGGUGAUUAUUCCCGCGAGAAAUUCCGGUACACGGUUGCUGUAAUCCUAUUCUAGUGUCCGAAUAGAAACGAUUGGACAAGCCCAAUUUGGUCGAAAUGGGAUACUUGUGUACACUGGAACAUGCUUGCAUAGAAAGAAGCCCGUCAACGAGAAAUGAAAUGAAUAAUUGAAUUUUGUGGACUAUCAGGUUUUGUGAUUUUUUGUCUGGUGAAAAUUCACACUCAACUCACAAGGGUAUGUCGUGUAUAUAAAUAGUGUAAUUGAGAAGUGAUAUAUGCAGAACUACAUACAUGGUUUUGUGCAAGGAUUCAGGACGUUGCUAGUCACAGUCAGUCGGUUGGUGGUUUGCAUUUCACACUGGAUUAUUCAUAGCUAUAGUGUAGUAGACCAUCUCAUGCUGGUAUCGUAAUUGACUGCGCGCCAACCUAACCUAUGUAUUACCUGUGAAUGAGACUUUGAUAAGAGCGAAAGCCGCGGCUUUUGAGGUUGAACGGUAAUGAUUGUGAGUGUAGUAUACAUAGUUAUGUAAAGCGACAUCGUCCUGUGUCACUGAAAAUCGUAUGCGGUACACUGCUGAAGCUAAUGUGUAAAAAGGUGUAUUUCCUCUACGUCUAGCUAGCCCAAUUAACGGCAUCCUGCUAUGCGGUGUGACCAUAGGUGUUGAAGUUAUGUUUGCCACGCCACUGAGCACUGGGAAAAAGCGAAAAAGAAUCGGAUUAUCUCACCUGUUUUCCGUGACCAUAACAAACAGUGUUCAUCGCAUGACUUUGAGCGCACCGUAAAAGCUUGCUACCAGCAGUGCCGAGAGAACAACGCGAUGCUGGCAAUCAUGGAAAGUGAUGUGAUUUGCCUGGAUUCAGACGAGGAAGGCGAAAACGAGCCAGUCGACCGUAAAAAAGGCGAAAUGGAAAUCAACACCCGAGCUAUCAUCGAUGAGGUGUUGCUCCGUCCGCUGCAAGCACUAUCGUUAAAGCUAUAUUUCGAAAGUGAUUGCAUCGGCGCACCAUCGUUGCUCGCGGGAGACGGACAUAAUGGUCUCCUUAGCUAUGAUCGAUUGGCCAUCGAUGAGAAUCGAUGCACGGCCAUAGUGCGACGUGUUGCCGAGCUGGUGCAGCGUUUUGGCCGGCAGAGAUUCCCGAGCGGUUCCGGCGACCUUGCCCUGCAACGGGAAGCAUGGAGGCAGGUCUUGAAAUUUUUGUUCCUGCUUCGGGCGAUUGGCCCGGGAUCGAUGAUUUACGAUGGUGCUGGGAAUUCCGUUGCAUCGGGGCAUCCCCGGGAGCUUCCGUCUGGAACCCGAAGAUAUCGGCUGACAGUGAUGGAUGUUCUGGUUGAUUACAUCCGCCACAAAUGCUCGGUACUGGCCGGGGAGCGCAAUCCCGCAGUUCUACUGACCGAGAGCAAUCAGAUCGUAAGCAACUUGUACAUCAUUUUCGACGGUGACAGUGAGUUCGUCACGCUAACCCUACUGAAGACGGAUCUGCUAGCUGGCAGCAGUGCCGUCGCUCUGAUGUAUCCGGUUUUCGAACAGAUUCUCACCAGCCAGGCUCGACGAACGGCCCACCCGCUCAGCCUGAUGGACUUUGUGCGACUGCUGCUGUGCUACAAAAAGUGGAAAGCCAUGGUUCCGGCACGCCGAGAUAAGGACUCUAUCGGGGCGCUGGCAACGAAGAUACUGCCGACGCGUUGCCCUGAGGCAAAGGCCAAACAGGAUCUGCCGUUUGUUCGGAUGCUUCCGCGGGUUAGCGCCACGGCAAAGGGGCAGGACAACGAAACCAGAUUUCUCCUAUCGAAGGACCUGAUGGAUAUCGAACAACUUUGCACCAUCUAUUUUCGCGAGUAUGAGAAACGAUUUUUCCAGCGGUACGAAAGGAAACUGUCCGCCUUAGAAGUCAAAAGCAAUCACAUCAACAUCGAUGCGCUGGCCGAAUUCAUUCAACGAAAAUGCAAUCUGCUCCGGGGCAUCCACAGACAAGUGGAGUCAACGACGACGAAAAGCAUCAACAGCAGCAGCACCCAUCAGCAGCAGCAGCAGCAGCAGCGAAAGCAGCAACUCCAGCACGAGUCAAAUGCCAUCAUCAGCAGCCUGCGGUUGAUAUUCCGCCGGGAUGAAUACUUUAUAACGCUGACCUUGCUGAGAGUGGAAACGGGUCCGGCAUGGCAGUGCAUUCUCGGGCCAGUUUACGAGAGGUUUCUAGCCCAGCUGGACCCGGCAACUGUCACAACCAACAGCGUGGAAUCGUACGGGCGGCUGCUGCUGUGUUACGUCAAGUGGAAACUGCUGUACGGUGAUCCGGACAAGAGCGGACCAGCAGGUGUCCACUGGGAGCGGAUCGAUACGAUUGCUCUUGCGACACUUCCUUACGAUUUUCCGCGGGCGGUCAAGCGAAAGGAGCUCGCGCUGAAGGACCUCUUUCCCAAGGUGGCAACCGCGGUCGGUCGCCGGAGAGGAAAAUCGGCGAAAGUCACCGUGACGAGAGCACUGCUGAAUUCGAAACACAUUCAAGAUAACAUCCAAGAAAUGUGCUUGAAAUUUUUGGCCAUUUGCCGCGAUGGACGAACCAAUCGAGCGGAUAUAUCAACGACAAUCGGAACGCAACUCACCAGUGACGACGAUGAAGUGGAAAUUAUCAAGUCCGAGUCCAACUCAGUUAUCGUUCUGGACAGCGACGACGAAUUUGAACCAGACAACUGUACUGAUACCGAUACCAUGUGCUCAAAAACGACCGAAUGCGUCGACUUUAUUGGAAGGGGACAACAUCUCGAAACGGAACGCUACUGUGCCAACGGAAAAAUGUUCGAAACUGAUCAAUCUCUAAUGGAAACGGUUUUUAAUACUCCGCCUGCAACGCCCAAAGCAGAUGAUGCGCUUCAGGACUGUCAGUCUGCUCGGAGUGUCUCCACUGCAGUGUGCAAAGCACGAAAGCAAAAACGGCUGCUCCCACCGGGUGUCAACUUUAAAAUAUCCAAAAAUAUACGACUACACAGCUGUCGGAAGAAGCGAGAUUUCCUGACAGCUUUCAGAAAGUUGGCAUCGAAAAAGUGUUUUCAUGUCAGAUUAAGCUCGGAUCUGGUGGAUUAUUGUUUGCUGAAAAAAAUGUGUGAUGCAACUGUUUUCGUAGAAGUAAUUAGCUUUGAAGAUACACAUCCAACCGUUGCGAUCCCAUUAAAAAUUAGCGGAAAUGAUUUAUUGUUUGCCAAUAGGUCUUUUAGUAGUCCUGCGUCAAUUAUUUUAGAAGAACCUAUUUUGCAAAACAUCGAUGCCAAAUCGUUAGUAGAUAAGGAGCAUACUGAAGACGAUCAAUUGAUGACGUUGAUAGCAGGAAUCGACGAUAUUCCAUCACUACCAUCGUCUUCGGUGGAUUUUGCUAUAUUUGCCGAAGAACCGGAGCGGUUUUCAAUCGAAGCACUUACCAACGACCAAGCUCCUCCAUCGUCCGUUAUGGAUGAGUGUUUUAUGUGGCCUGAUGACGCCUAUUCCAUUUUCUCGAAUCUAGACUUUAACUUGUGGCUGGAGCCUGAAUUUUCAAGCUUCGCGCCGCAACCGCCAAAGACAGCUUCGUUGGUUUGAAAACUUGGCCAACGGUAAAACGGCAUUCCGAGCGCAAUUAUGAAAUAGAAAAUACGUAUCAAGAUAUUAUCGGUUUCGAACAUUUCAUCGAAUUGGUUUCAGAGAGUUAUCCAAACAAAACAAGAAGAAGCACUGUAUCAGUACAAUCAUAAAUAUCACCAUAAGGCAAUCUAGCUUAAGGAAUACUCAAACAUAUUACGAAUGCUUUCGAUAGCCUGGAACAGGAAAAGAAAGAUUAUAUUAAAAUAAUAAAUAAAUCGACCAAAAUCGAAUCCGUUGCAGUGAUAAAUGUGAUCGUAAAAUUAAAACCAGAAACAGCACAAACUAGAUAGCUUACGUAGCGUCCAGCAUUGGGACCUAUCGGCGAGGCAACACAACUUCAAUCACCCGACUCACACACAGAGAGCCUAAUGUUCCUCUUGAUGUUUCUGCAGAAACACAAAAUCGACACUCACACACAUCUCCUCCAUAAUAUUCUCAGUGGUUUCCAAUUACUACACUUACUUGAUAGCGUUAGACUCGAGAUAUAAGAUAAGCAUGCCCUAAUGAACUUCGGUGUCUAAUGAUUGUGAUGGUGUAAAGUUGUUCUUACUUAGGCUAGGAUUAAUGAAAUCGAGCUUCGGAGAAUCCGUCAGGAGAGAGAGACACACAGAAAGAGAUAUUGGCCAAAAGGAAAUGUACGGCCGUUUUGGUUGUGAACGAAAUAAAGCAUAUAUGAGAAAAA